AUGAGCGGCCACGCAGUGGAGAGCGUGAACCACCUCACGGAUUCGGGCGUGGCGGCCGCGAAGGAGAGGGCGGAGGUCGAGCCCACCCUGAAGGAGCUCGAUGCGUCGCAGUUGACGGUUACGAAGACGACGGCGCCGAGGGAGGUGCCGGAGGUUAACUCGGACGCGGUGUGGGGUAUGAAGACGUGUACGGAUCAUAUGUUGAUGGUCACGUGGACAUCUGAUGCUGGCUGGCAUGCUCCGGAGAUCAAGCAGUACGGGCCGCUGACCAUGUCGCCUAUUGCGUCGUGUCUCCAUUACGCUACCCAGUGCUUCGAAGGCAUGAAGGUGUAUCGUGGCUACGACGGCAAGCUGCGAAUCUUCCGACCCGACAAGAACUGUGCCAGGCUGGUGAUGAGCAGUGGCCGCGUAGCUCUACCCCCUUUCGACCCUCGAGAGCUGGAGAAGCUGUUGAAGGCUUUCUUGAAGGUGGAUGGUCCUAAAUGGCUGCCCAAGAGCCGACCUGGGAAUUUCCUCUACAUCCGCCCAGCCAUGAUUGGUAAUGGUCCAGAGAUCAACCCUACGGCGCCGUCAGAGUGUCUCCUGUUUAUCGUGGCCGUGGCUUGGCCUGACUUCUCGGCGACCCGGCCUGGGGCAGUGGAGAAGCCGCCUGGGCUGAAGCUGCUCGCUUCGAAGAGUGAUGUGAGGGCGUGGCCUGGUGGCUUCGGGUAUGCGAAAGUCGGUGCUAACUAUGGACCGGCGUUCGUAAGCCAUAUGGAGGGCAAGAAGAUGGGGUACGAUCAGAUCUUGUGGUUGCUCGGGUCUGACUUCCAGGUCACUGAAGCUGGGGCAAGUAACUUCUUCGUUGUUUGGAAGACCAAGGAAGGCAAGCUGCAGCUCGUAACGGCGCCCUUGGACAGCAAGAUCAUUCUAGAUGGAGUAACGAGGCGAAGUGUCCUCGAACUUGCCAGAGACAGGCUUGCAAGCGGGUCGAAGCACCUCACCCAAAAUCUCCGAGAACUAGAGGUUGUCGAGAGAACUUUCACAAUGAUCGAAUUGGUAGAAGCCUGGAAGGAAGGACGGCUGGUCGAGGCCUUCGUCUCCGGAACUGCUUAUUUUAUUGCCCCCGUUUCGGCGAUCAAUUUCAGGGAGCAAGAACUUGAUGUCAAGAUGGGUGAUGGUGCGAGUGGGUAUUAUGCUGCUGUAUUGAAAAAAUGGCUUUACGAUAUCACGUAUGGCAACGAAGAUCACGAGUGGGGAGUUGUGGUUGAUGAAGAGUAG
This is a messenger RNA of Drepanopeziza brunnea f. sp. 'multigermtubi' MB_m1, 1260 nucleotides long. RefSeq lists its product as uncharacterized. Gene Ontology annotation, cellular component: mitochondrion. The record is from RefSeq and is a predicted model, not a curated record. Gene Ontology annotation, biological process: L-leucine biosynthetic process; L-valine biosynthetic process. Lineage: Eukaryota; Fungi; Ascomycota; Leotiomycetes; Helotiales; Drepanopezizaceae. Gene Ontology annotation, molecular function: branched-chain-amino-acid:2-oxoglutarate transaminase activity.